AUGCUCGCGCGUGCAAGGUCAACGUCCUCGCAGAGCUCGCCGACCGGUACGAUGCCCAGCAAGCCCGGAGUGCCCGCAGAAGACAGCCCGCCGCCGCCGUACUCGUCGCCGUCGUCCCAGUCGAGCGAAGACGCCCAACCUCCCGGAGUUCGUCGUGCCGCCUCGUCCGCACGGGUCGCGCGCCCUACCUACGACGACAGCGACGGUCUCUCCGAGCUUACGGUGUCUUCUGACGGAAGGCAGCCGAGCACGAGGCGUUCAGUCGCGCAUCUUGCGGUCGUGACUGCGCAUCCCGCUCCUGCUCCCGCUCAUGCUGCAGACCCACACUCCUUCACGAACAGUGCCCCUUCCCUGGCACAUCCCCACAUUCCUUCGCAGUAUCUGUAUAGCUACCCCGCUUCUGGCUCAUACCCUUCCCAGGCUUCGUUCGAGGCGCACCAGCACGCUUACGGCCGUUCGACCGCGAGUGCGUACCCUUACUCGACCGCCCCGACUCCGUCGACCUCGUCUUCGGCGUACUACGGUACCGAGUACCCCAUCACGCAUUCGCCGAGUCCGCCCAUCGCCGUCGACCCGACCUCAACCUCGCCCGCCUGGCCGCCCGUCUCGCUCUCGCCAGCCGUGCCGUCGGGCUUCACGACCCUCGACGCCGGCCUCGCCGCCCUCUCGCUGACGCACUCGCCGCAGGGAAGCCCGCACGACGCCUACCACCCGCACUUGUCCGGCUCGCCCGACGCUUUCGCCCACUACGCUCACGCCUACCCGGCUUCCUACCCGUACUCGGCCCCGCCGUACCCGCAGCAAGGGUUCUUCUACCCUCCGCCGCACACGCAGGCGCACGCUCAGCCGUCGAUGCCGUCGUACGCGCCAAACGGGUUCGCCGCCGCCGCUUAUCCGUACAGCUCGACCUCGCUCGUCCCGCCGCCCUCGCACUCGCCCGACCUCGCUCGCCCCCGCACGCGCGGAGGCAGCAUGUCCCCGCUCAGCGCGCAGCACAUGGUCGCCACCGCCAGCCACGACUCGAAUGACGAGUCCAAGUGGAGUCCGUUCAGGCGCAGCAUCGAGGAGGGCGAGCACCCGAUGAGUCGCGGGACGUGCAAGUUCUUCAACCCGGGCAUUGGAUUCGGCUACAUCGUCGACGACAGGGCUGAAGAGCUCGGUACCGAUGUCUUCGUCCACUACACCGGCAUCGACCUUCCUCGCGGCUUCCGCUGCCUCUCGCAAGGCGAACGCGUCGAGUAUGUCCUGACCAAGAACAUGCGCAAGAACCGCAUCCAGGCUCUCCGCGUCACGGGCGAGAACGGCAUGCCCCUCAUCGGGCUCACCGGCAACCCCCAGCACGUCCGCACGAUCCAGCGCACCCGCCGCCCGCGCUCGAACGGCGACCCCUCCUCGCUCUCGGACUGA
Molecule: messenger RNA, 1407 nt
Organism: Rhodotorula toruloides NP11
Lineage: Eukaryota; Fungi; Basidiomycota; Microbotryomycetes; Sporidiobolales; Sporidiobolaceae
Product: Cold shock protein domain containing protein
Exons: 6
Coding region: 1-1407 (468 amino acids)
Molecular function (GO): nucleic acid binding
Source: RefSeq, a predicted model, not a curated record